Messenger RNA from Penicillium waksmanii, 978 nucleotides. Its product is annotated as PhzF family phenazine biosynthesis protein. Gene Ontology annotation, biological process: biosynthetic process. Bases 1 to 978 code for a protein of 325 amino acids. Gene Ontology annotation, molecular function: isomerase activity. NCBI's taxonomy places the organism in Eukaryota, Fungi, Ascomycota, Eurotiomycetes, Eurotiales, Aspergillaceae. Gene Ontology annotation, cellular component: cytoplasm. The transcript has a single exon. The record is from RefSeq and is a predicted model, not a curated record.
AUGGAAAACAUAACAGCAUACCACUUAUCAGUAUUCUCAUACUCACCCACCACCACCACCAACAAGUCGCAAGGAGGCAACCCAACAACAAUCUACCUCGGCAAUCCAACUGCAACACAAAUGCACUCCCUCGCCAAAUCAAACACCCACGAAUGCGGCUUCGUACUCACCAACAGCCCCACCACGCCCGACCAUGACGAUUGUCACCUCGCAAUGAGAUACUGGGUCCCGAACCACGAAAUGGAAAUGUGUGGCCAUGCAACCGUUGGCGCGAUAUGGUUACUCAAUGAAUUGGACCAACUACCCACAUCCACCAGUGGAAAUGGGACUGAGCUUCGGAUCUCUACGAAGUCGGGAAUAGUCAAUGCGAGAGUUCUGCGUGGGCAGGGGAAGGGAGACGGGAAGGAGUCCAAGGCCACGCGUGUCCUUGUCUCACAGCCUCGAGGCAUAGUGCAGGAUUUGCCAUCUUCUCCCGAUGACCCGAACGGGCUGAAAGUCCUUCGUGAAAUUGUCGCUGCGCUAGGUCUCGAUCUGACUGAUCUAGAUCUAAGCGGCCUAAAAGUUCAAAACGCAUCAACAUCCCGAACAAAAACCCUAAUACCGCUUCGUAAUUUAGAGACUCUUGCAUCCAUCACCCCGAACCAAGAGUCCAUUCGCGCAAUCUGUGAGAAUAUCGGGUCAACAGGUUUAUACCCGUACGCCCUUGUCGAUGUCAAGGAGCAGAUUGUCAUGGCGCGCCAGUUCCCGAAGUCUUCGGGGUAUAUUGAAGAUCCGGCGACUGGGAUUGCGGCUGCUGCGCUUGCGUUUGGUCUUUUGGAUGCUGGGGUUUUGUCUGAUGCGCGUAGGUCGGUUUUUGUAUGGCAGGGGUGGAAGAUGGGGAGGCCUUCGGAGAUUGAGGUGGUUUUUCGACAGGAGGGGGGAGGAGGGGGAGGAAGGGUCUGGGGGAAUUGUGGGUUGUUGGAUUUCUGGGAGGGUUGA